Schistosoma haematobium is the source of this 18428-nucleotide messenger RNA. It is a transcript of the gene SUCLA2, whose product is annotated as beta' subunit. The transcript is spliced from 6 exons. The record is from RefSeq and is a predicted model, not a curated record. NCBI's taxonomy places the organism in Eukaryota, Metazoa, Platyhelminthes, Trematoda, Strigeidida, Schistosomatidae. Bases 14316 to 15038 code for a protein of 240 amino acids. Gene Ontology annotation, biological process: succinyl-CoA metabolic process; tricarboxylic acid cycle. Gene Ontology annotation, cellular component: mitochondrion; succinate-CoA ligase complex. Gene Ontology annotation, molecular function: succinate-CoA ligase (ADP-forming) activity.
AUCUAUACCGCUGAUAAUGAAAAUCUGACCCGCGGCAUUUCGACGGUGCGCCACUUCCUGCAAAUGUUUCGAAAGUUAAUUUUCGAGCCCAAUAAGCUUUUUCAGAAUGUUAAGUGCGUUCGCACUUUGAAAGUUCAUGAAUAUUCGGCAAUGGAGUUGUUAAAAAAGUACGAAAUACCUGUUCCAAAGUUUGUAGUUGUUCGGAAUGUGGAUGAGGUCAGAGCUACUUGUAAAGAAUUCGGUAGGUACAUUCAAUGCGUAAGAUUUUGUUUCUUCACUUUCUGUCACUCAGUAAGUUUAAUUUGUUCUGGAAAUAUCUUAGUGUGUUAUUAUAGAUGUCGUUAGUUAACUGUGAUUUUCAAAGACAUGUAAACCAUAACUCCCCUACUUUAAUUUUCCUGACGUUUUUCUCACCUCCUAUAAGUCUACAUGUUCACGCACUUUAAUCACUGAGCAAUUUAAAGCUUCUAUGAGUUCAAACCAACCACUUUACGAAAAUAAAGCUGGUCUCUUAUCCCUUGGAUACAGUACUUUAGUUAGCCAAGCUAUUUUGAAUAUAGAGUGUUAAGGUCACAUAAGGUCGCAUACUACCUCGUUAAGCUAAACAGUUAGGGCUAUGUAUUCUACUUGUGUUAGUGCAGACAAAUUAUUGGACACAGAUUUUUAUUUUUAACACGAGAAAUUAAAGACAAAUAGUCACAAUCACGUGCCUUGUCAACUAGGGGUGAUGUGUCACUCUUUGUGUACAAUGAGUUAUUCUAUGCCUUUAUGUAGGGUAUUGGUUGAGACCAUCUGUUUGGUUAGACCAAGACUCAAUCAUCCCAUCAAGAGGUUUAUUACAAGUUUAAUUUACGCCGGUUUAUUAAUUAAAUCCAUAAAAUACCAUUCGGAUUACUUAUAAAAUGUAUAGUUGUUGAUAAGAAAGGUAGUUUUUUUAUAUUUAAUUAGCGUUGAUAACCGAUUUCAAAUUUACCAUCACCAUACUCGGGGACGUCAUCAGCAACAACUUGAAAACUGAUUUCCCUGAAAAAUUAGUGUUGUUGAGGUGACAGGUUGGUUACUAGGUAACCAUAACAAGUCAGAUAAUGAGGCAAUAAACCUUGAUUAACUGAGUUAGAUAAGACAUGUAUUACAUGUACCCAUCUACUGCUUACCUCGAUAGGUGAUAUGGUCUGGUAUUGGGGUAAGCUAGAAGAAAUCUAGGGACUCCCAAACCAAAACGUGGCACCAGUCCAUGACGUCAUUGACAGUUAGGAUAAGCUGUUAACAGGUGUAGAUUACGUGGUUGCGUUCCUUAAGAUUAUCGUAACCAAUCGUCAAAGACUGGGCGACAUGGGUCAGUGGCGUAGGUGCAUUCUAUCUUUGUCUUGCCCUAAGACCUAAGUCCCGAAUUUUCCUUAUACCCCCCUUUUUCAAGAUGGUAAUACCAAUUGAAUGGUCGUCACUGUGUCCGAAUACACGAUGCCGAACCUCUGCAUCACUAACAUGGUGUUGCCACUGGAUGUCAGUGAUCCUUUGGAGACGACGAUGGUCAAACGCAGAGUCAUCUAAUAUUCUCAACUUGGAGAGACUAGAAUCCACUAACAUAUGGCGAAACUGCUCUCAUUGACGUACUGUAGGUUCGAUCUUUUACAUCCAGACUAGUAUCACAAAGGUGUCAAAGAUGGGUCAGAGUGGAAUAAGCCGCUCCGGCUUUCACUAUACGUGAAUUGAUCUCAUCACUCACGCCAUCACCGGCACUUACACAGGUACCCAGAUACGCAAAAUUCUCGACUACUUCUAUCUUCUCACUACACAGAAUGAGUGCAGGUUUAGAGUUCCCCCAGUUUUGUAGAACUAAUCUGCACUUAGAAGGUGAAAAGCACAUGCCAUUAUCUGUAGACACUGAUUGCUAACUGACUAAAUGCGGAUUGCUUGUCUUGAGUAUCAUCACACAGUAAGAUGAUGUCACUCGCAUACUCAAGGUCAAAAAGUAUUUUUCCGGGUAAAAGGUCCACACCACAGUUAUCUACAUCCAUCAGAGCUGUUUUCAGAACGUCAUCGAUGGCAAAGUUGAAGAGGGAUGGUGAGAUUGGGCAACCCGAUUUCACCUCACUGCCUGAGUAAAACAGUGAAGAGAGGUGGUUUUACGCCCUCAUUCUCUCUGAAGUGUUUGUAUACAGUACUUUUAUGAUGUCAAUAAACCUAUCAGGCACAUCCUCGUUCAAUGGACUAUCCCAGAAAACAAUUUUGUCCGACGAAUCGAAGACGGACCUGUUUUCAAGAAACACUACUAUUGUUAGCUUGUAAUAAGUAUGACGACGUUCUAACACAUAGUAGAGAGUGAAGAUAUGAUCGACACGUCAUCGAGCAAAACGAACACCAGCCUGCUCCUCGUGAGUCAAUCUUUCCUGAGUUUUGAGCAAUCUACGAAAUAUGACGGAAGCCAAUAGUUUGGACGCAAUCGGAAGUAGACCUAUCUCUCGAUAGUUGUUGCACAGGUGAUAUGAAUCCUUUUUAAAGACGGUGACAACUGUCGAUUCCUUCUACAAUAUUGAGACUCUAAUCUAUCAAACGCACUUUUUGUAGGAGAACACUUGACCGGUGAGAGAACUCAUCCUUGACCGCAUGCUUUCUGUAAUCUUUCAGAGCCUAGACGGAGACGACGAAAAGACAUAGUUUCUUAAAUCGACUUCUCACUCUGAUGGAGCUUUCUAAUCUAACGGCAUGUAACCGAAUGUUGAUGGAGAUCCAAUCGAUCAGCGCUGUCUCAGAUCUAGCGCUUAGUGCGACAGCAACGCCAGCGAAACCAGACGAAGAUGUUCCCGGAUAAACACACAUGAAACAAGCUUUUUGAAGUGACAGAUGGAGAGUGAACUUGUAGUGCUUCACUAGAGUCUUGAAUACGGGUCUCGGAUAAAUAACACACAUCAAUGUUAAGGCUUUCUAAAGACAAUUAACUUUAUCUGUUGUCCCACCCGUAUACGUGUGCGAUCGUUGAAGAAAGUCAGUUUGAAUGGUAUGUUUUCAGAAAGGCAGGUUCAGAAUUCGUAUUGAAUAGUAGCAUUCAACUUUCGACCAUUCAUUAACUUGAGGUCUUUUAGAUAGGGCACGGUUGUCACGAUAGGCGAGCUGUUGUGGAAAUUGAAGAAUGAAGGAAUGUUCAAAGCUGGAGCAAAAGAAUAGACAGGUGAUGCAAUUCAAAAUAAAAAAACUUGUAUUAACAAGUAGUUUUGACUAUGAUUUGGGGGAGAUGAAAAUUCAAUUGUGGAUAGUCUUUUUAUUCACCAUUUAGUUUGUGUUUGGGGUGGGAUACUGCAUGGGUGCCCAAAACUGAAGCCGGUGGUCUUCUUAAAGAACCACUCUCCGAGCUUUUGACCCAAAGGUCUAGUCCACAAGACCAGUGGUAAACGUUAGAUGCAGUUCUAUGGUAGCCGUUGACCAACAACAGAUUCCCUCAGGAUCCUGGAGUACAUGUACAUUAUUGGAUUAGAAUCAGGGUUUCCCAACUCCCCCAUGUGAAUCCUCCGUACCCACCGACCUGGUUAAAGCGCCUGACAUUCGCUUUUCAUCACGAAGUUUAUAGACUUGAAGAGUUAUCGGACAUAAUUCAGAAUAUAAUCCAGUAGGGGCCUGAUUUUAUUCUCCUUUUUUAUAAACAAUAUUACGUAACAUUUACGUUAAUAAAAUCUAGCCUGUUUUUGUGCUAAUGUGAAUGACAUUCUCCAAUACUUUUUAUUUAUGCUUUUAUUAUAUAGUUUUAUUCUUUUUAUUUUCCCACAAUAUUACAAUUCGGGUUUAUGAAACAUAUGUCUUGGCAUCUUAUUGUACUAAACAGUCUCUUAAGCGCUAUUAAUAGAGUCUUGUUUCUUCGUUAUGGUCCAUGAUGGAUGAGAUUUCUCACACAGCUUUGAUUUAGUUUGUAAUGUCCAUCAUAAAUUAUGAAUUCUGCAGAAAAAUCGACUUUAAUUCAUGUGUAUUACAAUUUAAAAACAUAUCACAUCUGCUUGUUUGUCGUCUAAUACAAAAAUCCUGUUCAGUAUUUUCCCCUAUUUAUCAUGUAUCCUUUUUUAUUCAGGCAUUUUACCUGAAAGGGAAUUAGAAAAUUCAGGUAAGGUUAUAUUAUCCGUUAUGGCAUUCACAUGUUUUCUGUUACUACUCUGACGGUUUGCUACUUUUUGGCGUAAAAUUCCUCCUUUACUUAUUAUUUCUUUUAUGCAGUACGUAACAAGACUUUUUUCUUAAAAGGUGGUGAUUUCUGUGUGUUUGUGUGUGUGCAUUGAGCGUUUCAGCACUGUCUAAUUAAUAACAGCUCCAGUAAUUUUGUAUGACUAUUAUGUUACGCAUUAAUUAUGUUUUGACACUUGAAUGUAAAACUGGAAGGAACAUCAUCGGUGCAAAUUUUAGUUAUACUUGUAGGUAGUUUUAUUGAUACAACUCAAAGUGUAUAUAUGUGAGGACAGUUAGUCUUGGGGAGAUGUAGAACUGUCUGCAAAAAAGUAUAUAUAUAUAUAUAUAUAUAUAUAUAUAUAUAUAUAUAUAUAUAUGAGGAACUAUCUAAUCUACUUCAUGAGAAAUAUAUGAUUAGACAUUAAAGGCCUUACUAAAUGUUUGUGAAAUUGAAUAGACUAGAUCUAUGUUAAUAUGUUGUUAAGCUCAUUGUGAAUCAUUGUUCAAGUGUUUAAUCGUUAAAUGUCUAACCUGUUAAGUGCUUUGUUCAAUUUGAAUAUUAGGUAGCGUAUCUAGUCCUCAUACUUAUAAUUUAUCUGAAAAAUAAAUAAUCUCAAUCUUGCUAUUGAGUCUUAUUAAAUUGGAAAUUUCAUUGAAACAUAGACAGUACAAUGUUCCUUGGAAUAUCAAGUUUUAAGGAGGCUUUUAAUACAAUGGCAUUGGUAAAUUUCACUUGUUAGUCACCAAACAAAUUGAGCUAUUAAUAUUUAAAUGUUAAGGAAUCCCAACUGUUCAUCAAAUGCAAAAUUUCAAAAAUUCUGAUAUUGGAUAAUACUUGUAACUUCUGAAAUAAACUAGAUGCGUUAACAAAUUCACAAGUAAGUGUCAUUGAAUGUUGUAAACUUUUCUUCUCAGUAGAUUAGUUCUUCUCUUAGUUGUUGUGUGCUAUAUUGUUAAUUGAUUUUGAUAUUUAAAAAAAAGAUUUUCUUCUGUUUUUUGUACUUCAUAGUGCCAUCAAUUUGUUGCAUUUGGUGCAUUUCCUUAACGCCCUUAAUUGUUUACAAAACAUUUUUAUUAUUAAAUAAAUAAAUAGAUGGUUAACUUAUGAUGCUCUUGAGUAUUUUAAGAUGUUUAUUAGAUAAGUUUGUGCAUAUUUUUACACCCAAUGUAAUAACAAUUUUUUUAAGGAUAAAUCUGCAAAUGAACAAGAAGACAUUCACGUACACUGUGAUCAGUCUGUCUAGAUGUGUUUAAAUACUCAACAUAACAAAAUAAUAAUUCAAUAAUUGAUUUUUUUUUCCUUCCUCCCCUUAUAUCUAUAUUCAACCAUAGGUGAGACUACAGAGAGCACAGAUAUGGUGUUGAAAGCACAAGUGUUAGCUGGUGGCCGUGGUAAAGGUAUUUGGGAUAGCGGAUUAAAAGGUGGAGUUAAAAUUGUAUACAAGUGAGUUGGAUUGUUUUUCUUUCGAAUUGGCGUGUUUGUUUAUUUAUCUUCUGCAAAUAGAGCUACCCUUUCAUAUUACAGCGCUGUGAUAUGAACUGACCAUCUUUCUGUUUUUACCAUUUAGUAUCAAUAUCGCGAAUAAUGUGCACCGUAUGAAAACUACACGGAUGACAUUCAUGAAAUAUGUUCAAGCUACUUUAGGCCAGUGUUUCAAGAUGGUGAAACGAAUUAAAUAGCUAUCAUCGUGUCUAUGCACAUAAUACCGGACCUCUUAGUGGUUCUUCGGAGGAAACGGUGAUCAAACGAAGAGAGUUGUUAAUUAUUUUCAGCUCAAAGGGACCAAGUUGUUCCACCAACAAAAUAAAACUUUGUGCACUGAAUACGAGAUCUACUAUAAACAGACUGAUGAGAGGAAAGUGGUACAACCAACUAUAUUUUAUUGGCGAAGAAACUCUGUUUCAAAGUCCAAGUUCAUGAGAGAAGGUUGAUAAUGUACCUUUCGGCUUACAAUAUUUUAAAACUAUAAUGAAACAACUGACAUUCCUUCCCGAUUUUUAUUGGUAAUUUAUUUAUUUAUGUAUUUGAACAUAUAGAUAUUGGUACAAGGAGGCACCAAGCAGAUAUGCGCCACAUAAAUCAUUCGAUUUAUGAGAGAACUGGGAUACUACCCGGGGGCCCAAACCGAAGAAAGUGGUUUUCUUACGGGGCCACAACCUGAGCCUUUGACCUAAAGGUCUGAUCCACAAGGCAGUGGAGCAACAUAAGGAGACGCAGUCCCAUGGUAACCGAUGAUCAACAAUUGGUUCAUAAGACAUUUGUUCCCUCAGGAUUCUGGAGCCCAUGUGUACCAUUGGUUUGGAAUCAGGGUUUUCCAACUCCCCUAGGUGUAUCCUCCAUAUCCACCAACCCAGUUAAAGCGUCGGAUAUUCGUUUUUCAUCCUCUCAAUUUCGUAAACAAUACCCCCGCCACGAGAAGGCAGUGGGUAGAACUUCCCUGGCAGUGGUUCUGUGCACGUGGCCACUUUAGAGCAUCUCGAGAGGGAGGGUGGGCCCUACCCACCAUCGGCUGUACCGGGGCAUUUGAGGGCUAUUGGUAAUUUGAUGAGUGUCAGUCUGCAAUUGGGAUUUAUUUCUAGGAAACUAUUCACUUGUUUACUUUACUUAUCUUUCAACCUAUUAUCCGUAUACAUACGUUUCUAAAUCGGGCAAAUAAAAUUGUCAUUCAUAGUUUCUCAAGGACUUGAUAUUGAACCCUUCAUCUUUCAAGUAUUGAUAAACUGAAUAUGAUAAUCACACAUUGUGCAGCAAACUUCAUAUACGUACACUGGGUGAGAAUUCAUAAACAUAUUUGGCUGUUCAAGUAGAAUAAGUAGAAAUCAUACUAACUGUAAAGCCAGCAUUAUAACCUGUUGGAAAAUUUAUUAUUCCUCAAAAAAACUCGACCUAAAUCAGCUGUAAGGAAGCUUUUCCAAUAGUCAUCCCGUUGAAUUUUUAAAUCGCUCUGGUAGGAUUCCCAAAGAUUAAGCCUGCCGAUAAGGUCUUAAGUGACUGCGGAAUGAGUGAUCUACAGACUAAUUUACCACAUUCGCCUAUGAUAUCUUGCAUAACAAGUGCGGAAGCCGUUGAAUCAUGCUCUAUGUAACUUGAGCUCUGAAUGACUGAUUCCCAAGGAUACGUUUUUACCUGUAUCAUCGUCAGUGGUAGCGUUAAAUUCUUAGCGGUUGGGGGCUGAGUCAAGAGUCAUUGGAGGGGGUUAGUAGAAGUUUGAUUUAAAAGUAUUUUGCGUUGUGUUCAUACACUGCACUCGCCAAUUUAUAAUUAUUUUCAUUUUUCUAGCUAAAAACAGGUUAUAAGAUUGUCAUCCAACCACAUUAUACUACUCAGUGGAAUAAAUCAUACUAAAAAAUAACCACUAUCUGUUAUUUCAGCCAUUUCCUUUCUCAAACAUCUCUGUAAUAUCAUUUUAAAGAAGAAUUAUUUAUUUCAUGUUUGUUAAAGCAUAUUCAGUGCAAUUACUUAGCCUGUAUAGUAAUGGAUUUGAUGAACUUCAAGUAAUGAAUACUUAUUCUGAUAUAUAACUAAUCCAUAAGAACUUUAUAAAUAUUGCCAAGAGACUAUCUUUUCAACACAACUGUUAUUAUGACAAGUGUGUGUAAAUUUGUAAACAUGACGGUAGGCAUUUAAACAACUGUGAACACUUACCUACUUUUGAGAUUGAACAUUAGGGUUUGCUUAAUUGUAGUUUACAGCUUUUAGACUUAACUUUGCCUGUAAUGUGUAUACCAAUCGAAUAAACAAUAAGUGCUCUUAAUUUUUAUAUACACACUAGUUUUGGCGUUGGAUUCACUUCCAUACUUAUUUGAAGAGGUAUUAUGAUGACUGCUCCAUUAAACAAAGAACCUCGAAAAAUUAAUAAUCUUGCUUCAAAACAGUUGGUUCAUUUUACGGAUUGCAAUGGCACAACGAGAGGAUAGAGUUGACCCAAAAAGUGGUGUCCGACAAAGCUGUCCACUAUCUCCAUUUUUGUUCAAUUUCAUCAUAAACCUACUGCUAGAUUUAAGUUCUCGUCGUCCGAAUUUUCGGAAAUUGAUCUUCCAGGAGGUCCACAUAUCGACUUAGAAUACGCAGAUGAUAUAGUCCUGUUUGGUGAAGACGCCGACAAAAUACAGAGUCUUGAUAGCAUUGGGCAUCAAUGCCAGGAUGUUUGGGUUGCGUUCCUCCCCCUCAAAAUGCAAGUUAUUGCUUCAGGACUGGUGUGCGUCAACACCUGAACUAAGGAUAAGGAGUGGAGUAGUCGGACGCGCCGACAACUUCACUUAUGUUGGGAGUCUGAUCAGCUCUGAUGGGUUGGUGUCUGAAAAAAUCUGUGCGCAGAUCCAAAAAACUUGUUUGGUUUUUGCCAACUUGUGUCACCUGUGGCGAAGGCGAGAUAUCCGUCUAUUACUUAAGCGCCGAAUGCACUGUGCAGCAGUUCUGUUUUACUUUACGGCUGCGAAACGUGGCCAUUAAGGGUAGAAGAUACUCGUAAGUUGCUAGUAUUUGACCACAGAUGUCUUAGAAAUAUUACCAGCAUCUGCUGGAAUCACCGGGUAAGUAAUAGUGAGGUUAGACUCAGGGUAUUAGGGAAUGAUGGUAAAUCAGUUGAUAAGGUUGUGAAUCUUCAUCGACUGAGAUGGUUGGGCCACGUGUUACAUAUGCCUGAACACCGAUUACCAAGAUGCACAAUGCUGACUAGUGUUGGGGAUCGUUGGAAGAAAGUUAGGGGCGGCCAAACCAAAACGUGGCAUCAGUCCUUGAAGUCACUAACUUCUGGUUUGAGCCAUGUUGGUAGAUGCAGACUACUUGGUCGCGGUCCGCGUGACUAUCGUAACCAAUGGUUGGAGACUCUUGGUGACAUGGCUCAUAACCGAUCAUAAUGGCGUAGGUGUACACACUCUAUCUUCCUUUAAACGAUGAGAUUAAAAUUGCUUUAUAUCUUUUUUUUCUACCAACUGAUUCUUUCUUCCCGUACUAUAUCCUUAUAUGCAAUUUUUCUUCUAUAUUUUACCACUAUUGAAUCAACUACUUCUCUCUGAAUUCGGUGUUCAUUUUGUUGUGCUAAUGAGGUGUGGCAACUUGGAUCGAUGCAUAUAUGUUCCUGGUCCUACGUAGUAACUGACUGACUGACGAAAAGUUUGAUACAUUUGCUCUAUAUACUUCAAGUAAUUUGGUCGUACAUAGAUUUAACAUGGGAUUUAUGGAAACUAAUAAAGGUUAAUUCAACAAAAGGCCUAAUUAACAUGAAGUGAUAAAGGAAAGGGAAAAUUAAUGUAAAAUGGAAAAAAUAGUUUUUCGCACUACUUCAUGGUGUAAAGUGGAUUAAAGGAUUACCAGGGUGAAAUCAAAGUUAGACUAAAUUAUUUUUGUGCACAUAAAGAAGUUUUGGGUUUUAUAGUGGUCAAAGUUUCUAUAAAUUUAAGAAUUUAUACACAGAGCUUUAGGUUCUGUCUUUAGAACAGUGCUAUGACCUUUCCUUUAGUUCUUAUCAACCCUUUUGUUAUAUCCGAGCGAAGAUUAAAUCACGAGUAACUUCUGAGACAUAUUAAUUGACUAAUAUUGUCUAUAUAUUCUUAUGGUAUAACUAUUCAAUAAUUGGAUUAUGUAUAUUUAUAUUCCUCAUAUUAUAAGCUUUAUUUUGACCUAUAAUUUAUUAUUGUACGAUUUAAUGUUCUUAAGCUGUGUUCAGUUUAUUGACUACUGCCUCCCACGUUCAGAGCUACUUUUUGGCUUUAUUGUGUAUGCAUGUUAUUUCCUAUUUUAUGGUGCGUUGCGGUCUGUCUGGUUGAUAUAUAAACCCAGUAUGUCUGAAAUAAAGGAUUCGAUUCGAUUCGCAUAGUGGAAGCUGGUAUUGGUGUUCUGGACUCAAGUGGACGGGCUAGGCGAACAUAGGACUAAUAAGGACACUAGGCUGCUCAUACGGGUCGAACGUCAUUGGUUUGGCACAGUGUGAAGAUUGUAUAAGUCGUAUUUUGAUUGGUAGAUAAGUCACCUGAUAACUACCCGGACAUAAAGUCAUAAUACCUUUGAUAAUCGAUACGGAUUUCACAGGUUCCAGCCCCAUUCCACCUACUUAAAACUGAACAGUUACAUAAUAUCCCUAACCUUGAUAAAACAAAUGCGUCCCGAAGCUAAUUUCCUGCUUAUAUAUGUUUGUUGUAUCUGUGGUGAGAAUUAGUUAGCUUAAUAGUCUUAAAGUUUGUUAUCGAAAUAUUAUAACCUAAUUUUUUUAUGCAAUUCGAAAAUACCAAGGAAAUAGUGCUAAAAAAUUUAGUAAAACCCAAAUGUGACCACCUUGAGUGAAUACAAAGUAAUUAUUUGUCAACGAUUUACCCCAAUCACUGACUAUUGGGAAGACAAAAGCAGUUUGCAAAGAAUAUAUAUCUCUGAUGAGAAAAUAGCAUUAUUCAUGUACAUAUUUCCUUUUCAAUGAUUAAGAAUUAUGUUUCAAUACUUAUAACCCACAACAAAUUUCUCACUUAAUAAAUAUCAAAACUGAAUGAAAUAAUUCUCAGACUAUACGAUAGAAUCUUAUAUAUAACUAGUUUAUAGAUGAGUUGGUCAAAAUUCCAUAGAACGUUAAAAUAAAAAAUUACUUUAUUGAAUUAAUUAUUAGUUUUUACUUUUAAUCAUCUCUUAUCACGAAAUGAACUUAAUUAUUCAGUUAUAUUGUUGCAUGUAAUAGGUAGUCAAGUUUCAAUUUCAAAUUGUUUAUUUUUUUUUCAAUUUCAGUGUAGAAGAAGCCGUAAAUGUAGCUAAUCACAUGCUUGGUCAUCGAAUCUACACUGCACAAACCGGUGACACCGGCCAAUUAUGCAAUACAUUAUUAGCAUGUGAACGUAAAUAUUCUCGACGUGAACAUUAUCUAGCUAUUGUCCUAGAUCGUUCUAGUGGUGGACCAGUAAUGAUUGGUUGUCAACAGGGUGGUGUAAAUAUUGAAGAUAUAGCACGUGAUAACCCAGAUGCUUUAAUUAAAGUAAAUCAGUAGACAUUUUUAUGGUUUGUACUUUGAUUAUGUAAAUCUUGAAUGUGAAUAGUAAAUAAUUCAAAUUCCUACUAGUAAUGAUAUAAGUAUCAUAAUUGUUGAACAAUUUAGCCGCUAUCUGUAUUCAAAAGCUCAAUGGAUAACGAGUUGGGUGUUUGAAGUGAAAAACACCUUGGCUCGAGUUCAGAUGUAGAUACCAACACUGGGAUGUACCAGGUACAUCCUACUGACAAGUCCCAAGUAGGGUUAAACAUUCAUCUCGAAUUCUACUACUAGUCAUAAUAUAUCCCUUCUGUAAUUGCUCUUGGCAACAUAUAGACCUAAUGACUAGUUGAUUUCAACUAUAACUAUUAAUUUUAUAGGUAAGUAACAAAUUUUAGUUGGCACCAAGGAUUAGAUAAAUAUGACAUUAGUGUUACUACUUAGUAGUCGGUGAGUAUAAAAAUCUCAGUCCCACAAGAGGCCAGUCAUAACUUGGAUUACCCAGUUGUGGUGAUGUUUCUGACUGUGAUAGUGAGUAGCGUGGGUAGCAUCAGUUGUCUGUUUAAUAGUCUAAAUAGUGACAUAGGUUUCUGGGAAGAAAUUGGAAAUCGGUAAAUACGAUUGUAGAUCUUCGACAUCUGAGAUGUUUGGGACGAGUUACGUAUCCCUAACCACUGCCUAUCCUAACAUGCAAUUUCAGGUUCAGUCUAAGUUGGAAAGAAGCUAAAGGCGGACAAAUUAAAAUGUGGUAUCAGUCCAUGAAGUCAUUCACUAUUGGUGUAACCUAUGUUUCUAGAUCCCAACUUCCUGGUUGCAGUAGUUAUGAUAACAAUGACCAGUGGUUGAUGUUGGGUGACAUGGGUCAAAAUCGAUUACAUUGGCUCAGGUUCAUUUACUCUUCGUUUUCUUAUGGAUGUCGAGUUGCAGUAUUUCUUCAUACAUACCUUUCGAUUUCGUCCUGUCUUACCUUAUUCUCAAGGUUUAGUCUUCCCUAUUUCCACUGGUAACACAGUUCAACUCCUUUGUCAUUCAUCUUCUUAAUUUAAUCUCAUCGUGGUUAUAUAAUGUGACAAUUUAAGCUAACCUACUUUUAUUGGACACUGUAUCUGUUGACGUUGACUGAUUAAAAACUGCUUGUUGAUCGCUUCCAACCACUUAACAUCAAAAUAUUACAAGUAAUACAAUUUGCGUAGAAUUUCAAAAUGAUAUUAUUUAUAAGUUUAAGUGACCAUGAUUUUACUAGGUAUCUAAUUGAAAAUAAUUUAGUUUAAUAUAAUUUUCAUCUCAAACUGUAACUUAAUAACACUAUGCAAUAGCUUAGUGGUUAAUUCAUUCAACCUUCAAUCAUUCGAUCGUAGGCUAGAACGCCCCCUUACCUAUUUUGGUGUGACCGAUCGGAUGGCAUCAUUAACUCUCACACUUGGAAUGUAGCUCAUAUCUAAGUACUUGAUAAACAACUUAGUUUAUUAUCUACUAUUAAUAUUAUGCAUGUUUCAUAAAUUUCAGCAUGAACUCAAUUCAGUCGAAAGUCAUAGGUGUGUGUACACUGAUGAGUAGUGGUAGCAGUAGUAGUAAUAGUAGUCCUAAAAUAUUAGAUAAUACAGUUAUCCAGUGUUUCAUGGUUUUUCUAAUACUUCUUUAACUGAAUGCAAUCCAUGAUGUUUAUUGUCAAAAGUAAAUAAAUAAAAUUUAAUAAUGCACACACACACGUGUACACGGUGAAACUACUGAAUUCCAAGUUAUUUUUUAUGAGUAUAAACACAGACACACACAUUCUUUGUAACAGGUUUAGAACAGUGUGCAUAUUUCUGUUACUACUUUCUGUCCAUUAUCAACAGAUAACGCAAUUCGCUUUCUUUCUUCAAUCUGAUGGAUCUAUUCCAAUUAAAUCAUAUAAACUUGAGUUACAUAUACAAGAACGAAACACUUUCAUCAACGUAACGUCACUGUGAUAACUGUACUUUAGUAUGAUCAGUUAUAUAGUCGUGUUUUCUUGACUCAUCAGUGCAUCCACUUACCUUCUAAAUAACUUAAUUUCCUCCUGUGAAUUGUGUAUUUGUGCUCCAACGCGUCGGUGGUUCAAUGGUAGAAUCCUCGCCUCCCACGCGAACGGUCCGGGUUCGGUUCCCGGCCGACGUAGACCGCCCCGCCCCUGAAUGCCCUGGCACGGCCGAUGGUGGGUAGGGCCCACCCUCCCUCUCGAGAUGCUCUAAAGUGGCCACGUGCACAGAACCACUGCCAGGGAAGUUCUACCCACUGCUUUCUCGGGGCGGGGGUAUUGUUUACGAAAUUGAGAGGAUGAAAAACGAAUAUCCGACGCUUUAACUGGGUUGGUGGAUAUGGAGGAUACACCUAGGGGAGUUGGAAAACCCUGAUUCCAAACCAAUGGUACACAUGGGCUCCAGAAUCCUGAGGGAACAAAUGUCUUAUGAACCAAUUGUUGAUCAUCGGUUACCAUGGGACUGCGUCUCCUUAUGUUGCUCCACUGCCUUGUGGAUCAGACCUUUAGGUCAAAGGCUCAGGUUGUGGCCCCGUAAGAAAACCACUUUCUUCGGUUUGGGCCCCCGGGUAGUAUCCCAGUUCUCUCAUAAAUCGAAUGAUUUAUGUGGCGCAUAUCUGUUUUGUGCCUCCCUGUACUAGUGUUUAUGUGUUUAAAUAAAUAAAUAUAUAUGGCGUGAACUAAUCGAGCGUGUUGUUCAUCGCGUUCCUCAUGGGAGUUCCAUCAUUCUUCGUAAGGUUGAUGGCUAGCAAAAUAUCGCUACUGAUCCAAAAGUCUCCCUUGAUGCUGCUUGUAGUGCAGGCGAAAUGUCUGUCCGUCAACCAAGGAUCGAACGUACUCUUUAGCAAUCAGAUAUGUAUCAUCGUGUGACUAUAAAAUAUAGUUUGUGAAAGUAGAAAAAAUACAUUGACUGCAUACAUUAAAUCCUAGAUAUAUCUUUAAAACAUUGCUCACAUUUUGCAAAACUUCGUAGUGAGUGUAUUGUACGAAAUCGUUAUCGGACAUUACUGUAAAAUAGUCACAUACUCAUUAUCAUUAAACAGAACUGUUCAAUGCACCAUCGUUUCCAAUAGUUCUGCGACCUUUUAUUUGUAACAAAUAUCUCCAGGAAACAUUUUAACCAGUACUCAAUUACUAUUCUUUCUGAAAAAAAUUUAUUGUACACCUUUUAGAUUCCAGUUGAUAUUAACAAAGGUUUAAAUAAAAAAGAUGCUUUAUUUAUGGCGCAUAAAUUAGGUUUUACACAUCCAGAUGAAGCAGCUAUAUACAUUGAACGACUUUAUAAACUCUUUGAUUCAUCCGAUUGUACGCUGUUAGAAAUUAAUCCAAUUUCUCAAGAUAUAAAUGGAAAAGUUGUUUGUAUGGAUUGUAAAAUGAAUUUCGAUGAUAAUGCUGCAUUUCGACAGAAAGAGAUUUUUGCACAACGUGAUUGGUCACAAGAAGAUGAACGUGAUGUAAAAGCAUCAAAGGCUGGAUUAAAUUAUAUUGGUUUAGAUGGAAAUAUUGGUUGUUUAGUUAACGGAGCUGGUUUAGCUAUGGCUACUAUGGACUUAAUUCAAUUACAUGGUGGUAAUCCAGCGAAUUUUCUUGAUAUUGGCGGUGGAGCGACAGCUGCUCAAGUGACUGAAGCUUUUCGUUUAAUCGUAUCUGAUUCGAAGGUCAAUGCUAUACUAGUAAAUAUUUUCGGUGGUAUUAUGCGUUGUGAUGUGAUUGCACAAGGUAUUGUAACAGCUGCUACAGAAUUAAACAUAAAAGUACCAAUUGUUGUACGACUUCAAGGGACUAGAGUUGAAGACGCUAAAGCAAUUCUUGCUACAAGUCAUAUGAAAAUUCUAGGUUGUAGUGAUUUAGAUGAAGCUGCUCAAAUGUCUGUUAAACUCGCUAAUAUUGUUCAUUUGGCUCGUGAAGCUGCUAUAAAUGUGAAAUUCGAACUGCCUUAUUAAUUAAUAAUGUGAUUAUAGUAAUAUUAUUACAAUAAGCAAAGAUGAAUAGUUCGAAGGAAUGGGGACAUCAAGUUAUAUUGAAUGGUGAUGAAUCCAGUAGUUCGGUUUAUACUAUUAUUAUUAUCGUUAUUACUAUUAUUAUUAUUAUUAUUAUCGUUAUUACUAUUAUUAUUAUUAUUAUCAUUAUUAUUAUUAUUAUAACUUACUUCCGAAAGAUAGCAGUCAUUGUGUGGUCUAUUCAAUUCAGUUUUGUCAUAUCCUUUUGUACGAAUGAAUGUACAAUGACGGUAAUGGGAUUAUUGUUUUAUACGACAGAUUUAAAUAUCUACUGCAUUACGUAAUACAUUGAUUUUGUUGCAUAAGAAUUUCUCAUACUUUGAUAGAAAAUCCUUAACUAAACAAUCACUUAUUAUCAUUGUAUUUUGGUUGCAGCCAGCUCAAUGACACCCCUCCACACACACAGUUUAUUUUACGUUGAAAACAGAGAGUAUACAAAACUUCAUUUUCAAAGUAUAAAAAUGCUAGUAUACCCACCAUACAACUAUUUUGCCAGAAGAAAAAGAUGAAUUCAAAUCUUUAUUUCACUUAAAAUAUCGUUUAUCUCUAUUGUUUUUCUUAUCUUUCAUCGUUAUUCACUAUGAGUUACAUAUACUACUAUUUGUUGUCCUGUGAUAGUAGUAAUAAAUGGUAUUGCUCGGAGAUAAUUCAUGUUUGAAUUUCUUUUCAUUUCUUUGUAUUCGUUUAUACACCUACAAUCAAGCGUGUAUAUGUAUCCGCGUACAAAGGGAAGUGGUUACUUCAGUUUUCUUUUUCCUCUUACUCUUUCAUUUGCACACCGUCCAGAUUCAUCCCCACAGGGACACUGUCAUCCAUAUUUCAAAUGUUGACUUUUCGAAGGUUUUGAUGAAUUUUUAAGAAAGACCAUGUAACAUUAUUCGAUAGUCCGUCUUCAAACAUCUUUAAGAAUAUUAGCUAGAUGAAUAUGUUAGCAGGGAUAUGAGGAUCAAAUAUAUUUCUUUCAGAUCUCCUUUCAUUUAAUCAUCCCGGUUUACAUGAAUAACAUAUACUCUCUAAGGUUUUGAACGUCAGUUGACGGUAUGUCAAAAACAAACCGUAGUAAAGUUAAUUCAUCCAAUGAGUUUGACAAACCGGGAAGCCUAGAAAGGUACGGCGUAAUUUCGCUAUUUGAUAUAACGAUCAAUAAGUGUGAUAGAUCUCUAUUUCAUUUACUGACAAGUGACCUACAAGAAUUAUAUCUUACAACUAAAUUUUUUUAAUCAUAUUUAUUUAUGUGCAAUGUUUUACUAGUAGGGAAUAACCAGUCACUAAUUAGUUCAAUUUCUUGAUAUUCGUUCCUUGAGGGGAGCUUUGCGUCAAUAAUUCAGUUUUUAUGAAUAGCUAUCAGUUAUCCACUUUUCAUUAGGAGGCCUCAAUAAUUCUUUGAAAAGGUUUUCAGAACAUAGGAGAACACUCCGACUAAUCAGUGUUUUUUGGAAACUUUCAAGAGAAUUCUAUGGAAACGACAGUUUGUGUUGUAAUUAUCCUAUCGAGCAGUCGCCGAUCUUGUUACCAAUUUUAGUGUAUUUUUCAGACGCUCAACGUCACAUUUAGUCAAAUAAUUACCUAGAUCUUCUGUGCACGAACUAACCUUGGAACUAAAGCUUCAUCUACCACUUCCUUUUGCUUUUUUUGUUCAGGAUUCGAGAAUACAAAAUAUCUGGGGGCUAGAAAGCAUGUAGAAAGUCAGUGUCUAAGCUUUCGGUUACUUGACGUAUCACACAUAAUUAUCAAAUUAAGCGAUCGGUCGCACAUUCGUACACAAAUACUAGUGUUAUUUGCAAUCAUGCCCAACGUAGAACCCUAGCUCAAGUUCCCACACCACAUCAGCACAUUGAGAAGUCCGACUAAAAGUAGUACCUGUAUUAGUGGUAUUAGCAAAAACUAGGUAUCAGUAAUAUUAUUCUAGAAAAAAACAUGAAUUCGUGGAGUAGAAAGAGUAUCAGAUGAAAUAUUGAAUUUCGUGGAUGCUUCUGAGCCAUUUCACCCAAUAUAUGUAACCAUUGAUUUUGUGAUAUUCGUGCGGACCCUAACUAGGUAAUAUCCAUUCACUAUUGACACGGUUCAAAUGAACGGUAACUGAUUUCAUAAACUAAUAUCACGUCUUGGUACAUACAUAUUGUUAACAAAGACUGAUUGAGGUUCAGUCGCUAACAUCAACAACAAGAUAAAUUACGCCCUUACUAUCAAUAUUUUUGAAAAAAAAAAGAUUCCUGAAGUUAUUACAUGAAUCAUAACCAUUAGCAGACACAAUAACAUUGACAUAAAAUCAACCAAAUGAUGAAAAAUAGAAGUUGACAAGUAAAGCAAACAGGUAGAUGAAAUAUGUAAGAAUCCUAGGAAAAAAGAACAAAGCACACUUAGGUUAAUGCUUCUGUGUACAGCCGAACCGAUUACGAUUGAAAAAGCAACUUAGAGGUUAUGGUGCAUAGAACCAGGAUAUUGACCGUGGAUUGUUUCAACAUGAGACUAUUUGUGUCGCCUCUGAAUGGUAACGUAAUAUAAACUCGCUUUUUGGGUGCCAGAAGCGUCAUAGGUCUAGUCGUAUUGCAACCCUUCCAGCGGUUUAUGAACUUCAAAAAUAACCAUUAUUCAUUAACGUAUCAGUCAAGAGCUUCGUCUCUACUUAAAUUAGCUAUCAACUGGACAUUUUAUGCAGCCCAACUUGUCAUUAUCGAAAAGACAAGGUCUAUGUUUCACCAAACAGCACGAAAACGAUUGUGUCACAUCCCACUGCGUCUAUCAUUUUACAUGUAUGUGUGGAAACACGUACAUAGGGAGGAGCAAUCGUGAUUUGCAAUUAAGGGUGGGUGAACAUAUACCAAAAUGGUUGCAGAAUCAGAUGAAUUCCAAUGGUCGAAUAAGAUCACAGGAUAGACAGACAUCAUCCUCCAUUGCGAAACAUUUGAUUGAGACGGGUCAUAAGGUUGACAUCAAAUCAGCAUUUGUAGUGUUAUACAAAAGCUUUCAAGGACGUAUACUAAGGUUUAUCGAAGCCUUGGUUAUACGGAAAUCGAAACCCCCUUUAUGUGUUCAAAAUCAAUUUGUCCUUACACUUAACCUACCCUGGUAAUACUGAUUUAUUAUCCAGAGUGGUAAUCACUUUUGUUUUCGUGUACUUUUUUUCUAUGUUACGGCUUACCUUUAAUCUAUGUGGUGGACCUCUUAAUUUUCAUAGAACAAAUGUCUUAACAAGUAUAUGUGUGAUCAGAUUGUUCGAAAUGUAUUGCCCAAAUAUAUCACAUAAUUCUGAUAAACUUCGUCUUCUCAUUGCAUUAUCAAAAUUUAUCAAUGGGACUAAUUGUUUUAAAUAUUAUGUAAUCGUUAUCAUUG